AAUCGUUUAAAAGCGGUUUUUCAAAACAAAGCGUCCGAACGAAACGAUUCACUGAAAUGAAUCGGACUUUCCAGCGAGUUUACCAUCGCACAAAUAUUACGUAACGGCGGCGGCUAUAUGCUAAUGCUAAAUGUUGCAGUGUGUCGGAGAGAUGGCGGCACUCCUGCAACAAGCGCUGGAGAGAACAGAGAUAAACAAACUGCCCAAAACCCUUCAGAACAAACUCGAGAAGGUUCUGUCAGACCAGCAGACAGAAAUAGACUCACUAAAAUCACACCAUGAGAAACAUAAAGCAGACUGCGAACAACAGUACUUCAAUCUUGAGAAGAAACUGGCUGAGAGUCAGGAGCAGUUCUUGUCCCAAAGUAAAGAGUAUCAUAGCAUCAAGGAGGAGAAUGGCCGUCUCUCUGAGGAACUUAAGAAGUUAAAGGAUAUAGAGGAAGAGCAGGGGAAAACUCAGGAGAGUAAGCCGCCAAGAGCCAAAUAUGAAAUUGAGGCAGAAAACAGAGAGCUUUCACGUUUGCUUGAGAAGAGAUCUCAAGAAGUGGAAAAUCUCAGUGAGGAUCUCAAACAUCUCAAUGACAAACUUGUGGAGACCAAUACAAUCAAGAUGGAGCUCCAGCUUAAACUGGAUGAACUCCAGUCUUCUAAGGUUUCCAUUGAGUGUCGUGAGAAGAGGAUGGAGCAGGAGAAGGAGCUCCUCCAGAACCAGAACACAUGGCUGAAUACAGAGCUGAAGAGCAAGACAGAUGAGCUGUUCACUCUGUCCAGGGAGAAGGGCAAAGAAAUCCUAGAGCUCAGGUGCUCUUUAGAGAGCAAGAAGGAAGAGGUGACCAGGCUUCAGGACCAAGUCAACACACUGAAGAAAAACAAUGACAGUAUGCAGAAGAGUACUGAGGAUCUGAUGAACAAAUUAAAAGAGGCUAAAGACCAGUUGACUUCCAUGGAGGAAAGAUAUCGCAAUGAGCUAAAUGCCAACCUCAAACUCUGUAACUUGUACAAGGGUGCAGCAUCAGAUGCUGAAGCCAAGAAUGGUGAACUGAACAGAGCUGUAGAAGAACUCAACAAACUGUUGAAAGACGCAGUAGAAGCCAAUAAAGACACACAGAAGAAGCUCUCAGAGCUGGUGGGUAUGAGGGAGAAAGCAGAGUCUGAGCUACACGAGAAGGUCAGGAAUCUAGAGAAAGAGCUGGAGAACGCCGACACUCGACUUGCCGAUUUUAAAAGGAGAGGUGUUCCAGCUUUCACUGAAGAGGAACUGACAAGCAUGUCCCCAACUGCCGCUGCAGUGGCCAAGAUUGUAAAGCCUGGCAUGAAGCUUAUGGAGCUGUAUAAUGCCUUUGUGGAGGCGCAAGAUCAGCUGCACCUAGAAAAGCUGGAGAACAAGCGUGUUAACAAGGUGCUGGAUGAGAUCGUACUGGAGGUGGAGACCAAGGCUCCCAUCCUGAAACGCCAGAGAGAGGAGUAUGAGAAAAUGCAGAAGUCCAUGAACAGCCUCUGUUCCAAACUGGAGCAGGCCAUGAAGGAGGUCCAUCGGCUGCAGAAGGAGACAGAUGAAGCCAAUAAGAGAGCUUUAGAACUAGAAAGAGAUAAGCAGAGAUCACAGAGGCAGCUAGCAGACAUGUCUGAACAGGUUUGUGUGCUGUUGGUGGAGGUGGAGGAGGCUCGUGGUAAUCAGGUGGUGCGUGAAGAUGUGAGCUCGGCGGUCAGCAGCAGCUCUGAGGUGCAGGGAUUACGGCAGGUGGCCUUCCGCACCGUCCAAGAGCUCCAGCAGCAGAACCAGAAUCUUCUAUCCCAGAUCAGAGACCUAGAGGAGCAGACAGAGCGAGAUCAGAAUCAGGCCAAGACUUCCAGGCAAACUGAGCUGGAACAGAAUAUAGAGAAGGUUCAAAAGGAGCUGGAGCAGUUUAAGGAACAGAGGAACCACCAGAAACAACUUGCCGACUCUGCAAUCCGCCAAAGAGACAUGUACCGCAUCCUGCUGCAGACAGCCGGAGUUGAGCUUCCUCCACAGGGUUCAGAGUGUGCUGGAUCUCAGUCAUCUACUACCAGCAGGCCAGCACCAAUGCCCACCAGAUAUCCACUUAGGGCUGCAGCCGCAGAAUCUGUCCAGGCUACACAGGCUAAAGCAGCACUUAAACAGCUCAAUGACACCUUUACAACAUAUAAAAAAGAGAAAGCAGAAAACGACAAGCUUCUGAACGAACAGAUUGAGAGGCUUCGCAGUCAAGUGUCUCACCUGCUCUCACAAAAGGCCAAACUUUCCUCUCAGCUGGAGUUCGCCUGCAAACGUUAUGAGAUGCUUCAGGAGAAUGUGAAUGCCUACCGGCGAGAGAUUGAAGCCCUGCGUGAGAAGAGUCAGAAGAUGACUGCCACACAUCAGAGACACGAGCAGAUCAUUCACACAAUAACUCAAGACCUGAGGGAGGCCAAUGAGAAACUAGCCAUGGCUGAGAUGCGCGUUGAGAACAUCAGUAAGGAACGAGACAUUUUGAAGCAGGUGGAGAACAGAUUGGCACAGGAGAAAGAGUCCAUUCUGACAGAGCAGCGGGGGCAGAACCUCCUGCUCACCAACCUAAAAUCCAUUCAGCUUACUAUGGAGCGCUCUGAGACAGAGACCAAGCAGCGCUGCAAUAAUCAGAUCCAGCGGCUGGAGAAGGAGAUCAUCCAGUUAAAGAAGAAACUGGAACAGGAGGUGGAACAUAGACACACGAUUGAGCGCAACCAAGACACUAAGCUGCUGGAGGCUAAGAAGCAGUUGGAGACACAGACGGUACUAUAUCAGAAGACUAAGGAGCUGCUAAGAUCUGCUGAACAGCAGGUCACCUCCCUGAGACCGCAACUGAACAACAAUGACAACCAGAACAUAACACCUAAACAACCUGUCAGGACAGUACCUAGAGCUCCUGGCGUACCUCAGCAGGAGGUUGAUGAGCUCCGUACACGUCUACAGCAGGCUGAAGAACAGAACUCUGACCUGAAGGAGCGUCUGAAAAACACUACUACCAAUGUAGAGCAGUACAGAUCUAUGGUGCUUAGCUUGGAGGAGUCAGUAAACAAAGAGAAGCAGUUGGCUGAGCAGACACGCUCUUCAACUGACAAUCAGCUGAAGGCGGUGCAGCUGCUGAACCAGCAGCUGGAGGCCAGACUGGCAGAAGCAGAGAAGGAAAAGCUGGAUCUCCAGGAGGAGAAGAUGAAAGCUGUAGAGAGUGUUGAAGAACGUGUGAAGGAACUAAAGAGGAGUGUGAUGGACAUGCAGACGGAGCUGCAGGAAGCCCUACAGAGAGCUGCAGCAGCGGUGACCCAAGAGCAAAUAGCCACACAGGAUAGCAAACUACAGGUUAAGCUGGCAGCAGAGGCUCAAAAUAAGUAUGAGCGAGAGCUCAUGCUGCACGCUGCAGAUGUGGAAGCCCUCCAGGCUGCCAAGAAGCAGGGACAGCUGUCAGCACAGAACCGAAAGCAGCUGGAGGAGAAGGCUCAGAAGGCAGAGACGGAGCUGCGUCAGAUCCGCACUAAAUGGGAGCAGCAGGAAAAGAGAAUGAAGGAGGAUUUGUCUAAAGAGCAGAAGAGAGCUGAGGAGCUGCAGAAACAGAACAGCAUGCUUCAUGAGCAGAUGGAGAACCUGAACAGCAAGAUGACCACCUCUGUUCAACAGCAGGCAGACAGAGAGUGCAGUCUGAACAUCUCUCUGAAUGAGGAGGGCAAGUCUCAUGAUCAGAUCCUGGAGAUUCUCAGGUUUGUUCGUCGGGAGAAGGAGAUAGCUGAGACUCGGCUGGAGGUGAUGCAGGUGGAGACCUUGCGCUAUAAACAGCGCAUGGAGUACCUGGAGAGAGAGAUGAAGGAACUACAGGACAGCCUUACUGCAGAGAGAGAAAAACUACAGGUGACGGCAAAGACCAUGGCACAGCAGGAAGACAUGAUAAAGCGAAUGGAGAGUAUGAGUGCUCUUACUGAGACCAACAAGAUGCUAAAGAAUGAGAAGAACAGACUGGAGCAUGAACUACAGCAGACUCGGGCCAAGAUACGUAAGCUGGAAGCAGACAUCAAACCCCUGCAGGACUCCAACUCUGAGCUGAGUGAGAAGAGUGGCAUGUUACAGGCUGAGAAGAGACUCCUGGAGGAGGACGUCAAGCGCAUGAAGACACGCACACAGCAACUUCUAAGCCAACAGAAGGACAGCGAUCAGGAGGAAAGUAAGAAGCUGCAUUCUGAGAGGGAGGCCCAUCUCAAACGCAUUCAACAGCUCACAGAGGAGACCAGCAAACUGAAGAAUGAGGUGGCCAGGAGUCAAGCGUCUAUCAGCACAGCUCAGAGCCAGGUACAGAACCAGCAAGACAACCUAGGGAAGAUCACCACUGAAAGAGACAAUCUGAAGAAGGAGCUGGAGGCCAAGACUCUGGACAUCCAGGAGAAACUCAAAACCAUCACGCAGGUCAAGAAGAUCGGACGUCGCUACAAAACCCAAUAUGAAGAGCUCAAAGAACAGCAUGACAAGAUGGUGGCAGAGACUGCUGCUAAACCAGCACAGCAGGAAGAGCAUCAGGCAACAGUGCAGGAGAUUGAGAACCUGAAGAGCUCCUUGAGUCAGGCACAGAGCAGAACCUCAGAGCUGGAAUCCCAGCUGGACAGCAAGCAGAAGACAGUGCAGGAGCUUGAAGCGGAGGUGAAGAGCCAGCAGGAGCAGCUUGCUCAGGUGCAGCCGGAGCUCACCCGCAUGAGAGCUGAGCUGCAGGACAAGAGUAAACUGGAAGAACAGCUCCGACAGCAGAUUGCUGAUAAAGAGGAGAAGACCAAGAAAGCCAUCAUAGGUGCCAAGCAGAAGAUCAACCAGCUCAACAGUGCAAAGGAAAGGCUGUCAAAGGAGAAUGAGGAACAGAAGCUGCAGAGGGAGGAGCUGGAGGUGAGGGUGAGUGCGCUCAAGUCUCAGUAUGAAGGCCGCUUGAGCCGACAAGAGAGAGAGCUGAGGGAACUCCGUGAGCAGCAGGAAAGACAUGGAGACCAGAGAGAUGAAGCUCAGGAGCCUGGCCAAAGCAAGGUUCAGGAUGCUCCUAGGUCUUCGGAGGCCCGACAGAUCACUCUGAAACCCACACCUGCUGCUGACAGAGGAAGUGCCAGCACAUCGGAACCCCCGACGGCUAACAUCAAGCCCACACAAGUCACUGGUGCCCCCAGUAAGCCUUCAAUUGCAGGGAGCAAGUCUACCCCUAGAGCAAGUAUCCGGCCAAUGAUAACACCUGCUCCAGUGACCACUCCCACAGCCACAGUCAUGCCCACCACACAAGUGGAAACACAAGAAGCUCUUCAGUCCACUGAGAGUCAGAUGGAGCAUGUGACUGUCUUCGGCAGCACCAGUGGCUCAGUGCGCUCCACCAGCCCUAAUACACAAACCACACAGCCCAUCAUCAGCCAGCAGCAGAGUCAAGCCACUGCAUUUGUCCAGCCCACUCAACAGCAAGCUAGUCAGGAGGCAGCUGCAACCAUUAUGGAAGCAGUACAUAGCUCACAAAUGGAGAGGCCAUCCACCUCCACUGCUGUCUUCGGCACAGUGUCAGCGACGACAUGCUCGUCUGUGCCCAAACGUGUGCGUGAGGAGGAGCAGGAGAGCUCAUCCACUGAGGUGACUGACACCACACAGGAGGAUCCUGCCCACCCCCCCAUCGCUAAGAAGCUCCGCAUCGUAAGGAGAGUGGGCCUGGAGGAUGCUUCAGGCACUGAGGAGAGUAAUGACGCUAUAGGUGAAACUUCAGCAGAAGUCCAUCAGCCUCCAGAUGCUAGUGAGCAGGAAGGCUAUCCUGUUUUAGGAAAGGCAGAUGAAGAGUCUUUGUCUCAGUCUGUCCCGAUGGAUCAGGUGAGUGAGUCCCAGCCCUCCGAGUCUCAGAUCAGUGGACAGGACUCCUCUGAGGAUUAUAAACAGGACGUCAUUGUGAUAGAGACAGACAGUGGUACUGAGGAGGAAGAAGAGGAGCAAGAGGAGCCUGGUCAGUAUGAAGAUGAUGAUGAUGCAGAAGAUGAUGAGGAUGAUGAAGAUGGUGAUGAAGGGAUGGCAGAAGCAGCAGAGGACUGUAAUGAAGGCGGCGGCCAUGGAGAUGCCAAUGAGGCCUAUGAGGCUGAGGAUGGUGGGGCAGCAGAUCCAGGCAUUGACAAUGAAGAGAGUCAAGAAGCAUCUGAUUCUAUCCAGAAGCAAGCAGACUCUCAGAGCAGUGGUGAAGCUAGCGUCAGCACUAUGGUGCUAUUACCUGCUGCUGAGCCCGUGAGAGAGCAGCAGCCCGUCCCCAGCACCACCACCACCUCACUGGGCCCACGCCUGCCCCAGUCCCCCCGCAGAUCACAUCACACCCCACCCCCACGUCUCAAUAUCCACCCCAUCCCUGAGCUUGGGCCCCCAAUCAUGCAGAGGCAGUCCGGACAGAGCAGACGCCCAUCAAUGAGUCGUGUUCCCCAGCUCACGCCUGGAAUCGGAAGCAUGCAACACUUCUUUGAUGAUGAUGACAGGAUGGUUCCCAGCACACCCACCCUUGUGGUGCCACACCGCACAGAUGGCUUUGCAGAGGCCAUUCAUUCCCCUCAGGUAGCUGGAGUCCCUCGCUUCCGUUUCGGCCCUCCUGAGGAUAUGAUGCCCCAGGCCAGCUCUUCUCACUCUGACCUGAGCCAUCUGGCCACACAUGGAGGUUUGGGCAUGUAUGAGAGUCCUCUUUUCUUACCUUCUCAUGAUGAUGAGUCUGGAGGCAGGAGUGUCCCCACCACCCCUCUACAGGUGGCAGCUCCAGUGACUGUAUUCACAGAGAGCCACCCAUCUGAUGUAGUAGAGACAGCAUCUCAGUCUGUUCCAAUGGUGAGCACAUCCACAGCCAGUCUGACUGCCCCAGGGGAAGCUGUCACAGGAGAUGACGGAGAUGACGUGUUUGUGGCAGAGGCUGAGAGUGAAGGGACUAGUGGUGAGGCAUGUCUAGAGAGCCAGUCGGAGAUGGAAUCGGCACAGCCGUCCGAUGAUGCCAGCCUACCCUCCACUAGCCAAGAGCCCACGUCCAGCUCUGCGGAUACUUGCACCACCAGUACUGGACAGACUAAACCUGCAAGUCGGCUCCUCCCCCAGCACCAGCAGUCCAGUAGGAGCCAGCUCAUCCGAAGAGGUAUGGUUUUUUCUCGAGCAGGUCGGGGUCGAGGACUCAACAGAGGCACUCCCAUCUAAAUCUACCUGCCUUUACAGCAUCUGGCCAGCAGAAACUCUGAUCAAACACCCAUUAUCCACUCUUUAGAGUAUCUGAGAUCUGUUUACUGC
Messenger RNA from Xyrauchen texanus (razorback sucker), 7279 nucleotides. RefSeq names its product nucleoprotein TPR-like. The transcript has 51 exons. Gene Ontology annotation, molecular function: structural constituent of nuclear pore. NCBI's taxonomy places the organism in Eukaryota, Metazoa, Chordata, Actinopteri, Cypriniformes, Catostomidae. Gene Ontology annotation, cellular component: nuclear pore. The record is from RefSeq and is a predicted model, not a curated record. Bases 131 to 7189 code for a protein of 2352 amino acids. Gene Ontology annotation, biological process: protein import into nucleus; mRNA export from nucleus.